AAUAGAGGGAGACUGAAAAACAGCUCUAUCUUCCUACUACAUUGCGACAAUGUUGAAGAUUUUGGCCGCAAGUUUUCUUUGCUUUGUGGUUCUUUCMCAGGCGUGGCCCGUUCCGCGUUCUGUUAGUCUUUCUGGUGCAGAUGCCCUGAAGAAAACUAUACGGCACAGUGGAAGUAUCAAAAUCAAGAAGUUAGGAUUCCGUUGGACUUAUCCUGAUGAACAGAAAAUCGAGUGCAUCGAUGGAACGAAAACCUUGAAAGCCCUAUGCCGUUCCACCAGUGUCGUAAACGGGCCUCCUAGUUACCAAGACAAAAAGUAUACUUCAGAAGUUCCUGGAAAAUAUUGUCAUGGGAGUCGCCCACAGAGCAAAACUGUUAAUUGUUAAUUAAGGAAUAACGAGGCUCGACUUUGGCCCCGUGUAAAUACGGAAAUGCUUUGAAAACUCAUAACAUAAUGUCGUCCUCUAUGUUUAACACACUAUUUUGCCUUUUCAAUGCGAGAAGCUUUACAAUUAAAAUAGUCGACAGGCUGAUAACUUAAUUAUCCUGUUAGAAUAUUGUUAGAAAUAAAAUUUUACU
This is a messenger RNA of Exaiptasia diaphana, 578 nucleotides long. RefSeq lists its product as uncharacterized. NCBI's taxonomy places the organism in Eukaryota, Metazoa, Cnidaria, Anthozoa, Actiniaria, Aiptasiidae. The transcript is spliced from 4 exons. The record is from RefSeq and is a predicted model, not a curated record. The coding region runs from base 50 to 385 and encodes 111 amino acids.